Molecule: messenger RNA, 1758 nt
Organism: Saccharomyces eubayanus
Lineage: Eukaryota; Fungi; Ascomycota; Saccharomycetes; Saccharomycetales; Saccharomycetaceae
Gene: ETP1
Product: Etp1p
Exons: 1
Coding region: 1-1758 (585 amino acids)
Biological process (GO): Ras protein signal transduction; protein ubiquitination
Cellular component (GO): cytoplasm
Molecular function (GO): ubiquitin protein ligase activity; zinc ion binding
Source: RefSeq, a predicted model, not a curated record
AUGGAUCAGUUUGAAUAUAAAAUUAUCCUAGAGUUUGAAAGCCAAGAUCAAGUCGAAUCCGCUUAUCGAGUUUUUAAGGACGUUUCAAGCAAAUCUAUCUCUGACAGUACCUGGGAAGAAAACAUAGAGGGUGACAAUCAACAGUACCAAAAUUGGAGAAUUGGAAACUGGUCAGUAGAUAUGUUAACUGAUUUCACAAACCAAACAUCUAAGGAAAAGGAAACCGAUUUGAUUACUUCACAAUACUUGGGCCAUGGAAUAAUAAGGUUAUUCAAAUUAAACAAUGCCAAUGAUCCUCGUGAUGAAAAGGACAUUUUGACUAUUCCUGGUGAUGAUACCAUGAUCAGUAUCUUGUUUGUUCCGACAUACUUCACAGUUCAUGACUUACUGCAUUUUUAUAUUGGUGAUGAUAUUGUUAAUAAUCAAGUUUCCAACUUUCGUAUACUAAGAAAUCAACAAAAAGGCAUCGGCUUUAAUUUUAUGGUUUUAAUCAAGUUCAGAAAUGCGAUUGAUGCAAAUAAUUUCAAAGAUGAGUUCAAUGGUAAAAGCUUUAGCAGGAUGGAUCCAGAAACUUGUCAUGUUGUUUCUAUAAAGGAGAUCGAUUUCCAAAGAAAACUUUUCCAAAGACCAGCCGCUAAUGAAGACUUCCCUUAUCUGCUUACUGAUCCAUUUACUGUGAAAAAGAAAAGAGAUCUGGUGAAAGUUGAACUACCGACAUGCCCUGUCUGCCUGGAAAGAAUGGACUCGGAGACAACUGGAUUGGUCACCAUCCCAUGCCAGCAUACUUUCCAUUGCCAGUGCCUGAACAAAUGGAAAAACUCUAGGUGCCCCGUGUGUAGGCAUUCAAGUCUGCGGUUAAGCAGAGACUCUUUAUUGAAACAGGCGGGGGACUCCGCACACUGUGCCACAUGCAGUUCCACCGAUAAUCUAUGGAUAUGCUUGAUCUGCGGUAACGUUGGAUGUGGCCGGUACAACUCUAAGCAUGCUAUAAAGCAUUAUGAGGACACGUUACAUUGUUUUGCUAUGGAUAUACGAACGCAAAGAGUGUGGGAUUAUGCAGGAGAUAAUUACGUCCAUCGACUAGUGCAGAAUGAAGUUGAUGGGAAACUAGUAGAAGUUGGCGGGUCCGGUAAUGAUAUUACCAAUGAUACUGGUAAUUCUGAUGAACUACAAAACCCGGCUUAUGACAUCAGGGGUAAAGGGAGUGAAGGGUCAAGCUCCAAUAAAAAAGAUGGAGAACUGGCAGCAAACUUCUUGAGACAUAGGGAAUACCAUCUAGAAUACGUGCAAGUGCUGAUUUCUCAAUUAGAGUCUCAAAGAGAAUACUAUGAACUGAAACUUCAAGAACAAAACCAAAAUCUUUCUGAGAACUCGAAGCUAGAAAGCCUACAAAAGUCUAUGGAAGAUUUGAAACUGCAGUUUCAAGCUGCUCAAAAUGAAUGGCGUAAGAAGGAAAUCAUCCAGAAAACCAAACUCGAAGAAGACAAACUAGUCAUUGGGGGGUUGCAGGCCAACUUAGAUCAUUUGACAAAAAAGCAAGAACAGCUAGAGCAAGAGAACAAUAAAUUGGCCGAAUCCAAGCAGGGUCUAGAAGAACAGGUCAGAGAUCUAAUGUUUUACCUGGACUCUCGAGAACAAUUCAAAGACGCUGAUGAUAGCGUCAAAGAAGGUACCGUCUUAGUACAACAGACCCUGGGAGGAGCCCAGGCAUCUAAAAGCAAGAAGAAACGCAACAAGAAGAAAAAACCGGGGAAGUGA